AGAAGUGCGCCUGCGCAGUUCCCCUCCCGUUGCUCCGCUGAGGCACUAAAGUCCGCAGAAAAGCGGUAAAAUGUGCGCCACGGUGCAGCUGCUGCGGGUGUCGGUACAUGAGCGGAUCAGCGCCGCCGCUGAAGACUUUCUGCUGCAGGCGGGAAAAGGAGAAUUAACGGCAGAAGUCCCGGUGUCGCUGAGAGCGCUGCUCACCGAGCGGCUAACGGCGGCUGCGGAGGAGAUUGUCGGUCUGUUUGAGGAAACCGUGGCGGAGUACGAAGACAGAGUGGAGCGGUCAGAGCGGGAGAUCUGCCGCCAGAGGAGGCUGCUCGAUGCCGUGCUGAAGCCCCAAGUGAAGCUGCACAGAGCGGACGUCCAGCAGCUGUCGGUGAUUAAAGAAGAGGUUCCCCCUGAGCAGCAGCAGGAGUGGAGACCCAGUCUGGACCAGGAGGACCCAGAGCCCCCACACAUUAAAGAGGAACAGGAGGAAGUCAGGACCAGUCAGGAGGGAGAGCAGCUUCAAGGUUUCACAUUCACUCCUGUCCCUGUGAAGAGUGAAGAUGAUGAUGAUGAAGAAAAACCUCAAUCCUCACAGCUUCAUCAAAGACAAACUGAACAGAUGGAAACAGAUGAUGGAGAGGACUGUGGAGGAAUAGAACCAGGCAGGAACUCAGAUCCAGAUUUACAACCAGACAUCGAUUACAAGACGUCAGAAUUUUCUGUGGCUGAGAUUGAAAUCAGUUGCGACGAUUGGGAAGAGAGCAUAGAACCUCUGUCAGGUCUGAAUUCUGUGAACGAAAACCCUGUGAGUGAGAAGAAAAGUAAUAAUGUGGAGAAACCAUUCAGCUGCUCUGAGUGUGGGAAGAAAUUUGCCAAAAACGGCUUCCUGGAGACACACAUGCGAACACACACAGGGGAGAAACAGUUUAGUUGCUCAGUGUGUGGGAAGAAAUAUACAAUAUACAGAUAUUUGCUCCAACACAUGGCCGUCCACAGUGGGGAGAAACAACAACAAACCUGCAGCAUUUGUAACAAAAGACUGGUUUGGCACUCGGGAGUCGAAUGCCAUAACUGUGAUAAAAGUGAGUGUGAUAAAAGACUUUGCUACAGUCAUCACCUGAAGAAAGACAUGGGGACGGACGAGAAUCUAUUCAGUUGUUCAGUUUGUAGUAGAAAAUUCACACAGAGGGGAUAUCUGAUGCAACAUAUGGCACGCCACACAGGGAAGAUCCGAUUCCGCUGCUGUGUUUGUGACAAAAGAUUUGCUUGGCGUCAUGAGCUCAAGAGCCACAAGUGUGUUGGUGAUUCAUCACAGCCUUUUCAGAGCCAAAGUGAGGGGAACAGAGAGUUUCUAGCCAGCAGCUCUACUGAACGGAGGGAAACAGGAGCUGCUGGAGAGGACUCUGGAGGAUCGGAGUCUGAUGACAAGACUUCAGACUCUUCAGAACCUGAGACUAAAGUCAGAGACGAUGAUGGGAAACAGACCAGGGAAACUCAGUCAGUUUUAAACUCUGCAACAAAUAAUGUAGUCCCUGUAAGUGAUGCAGGAAGUAGCAUUGAUAACAAAUCUUUUAUCUGUUGUGAGUGUGGCAAAACGUUCUGUGGUGAGGAAAAUCUGAAGACGCACAUGAGAACUCAUGCGGGAGAGAAACCAUUCAGCUGCUCAUUUUGUGAGAAAGGGUUCACUCAAAAAAGAUAUCUGACAAACCACCUGACAGGCCACACGGAGGAGAAACGAUUCCUUUACUGCGUUUGUGGCAAAAGAUUUGCUUGGCGUUAUAAUCUCAAAAAGCACAAGUGUGUCAGUGAGUCCUCACACCUUCAGCAGAGCCAGACGGAGAACAGAGAGGUAGAGUCUCUAGCCAGCAGCUCAAAAACCUCAGACUCUUGUAAUCUUCAGAUUGAAGUCGGUGCUGAUGAUUGUAACGAGACCAGGGAAUUACAAUCAAGUUUAAACUCUCAGAAAAAUGAUGAAGCCCUUGACAGUGAUAUAAGUGAUAUUGCAGAGAGACCAUUCAGCUGCUCUCAGUGCGCUAAAAGAUUUCGGCGAAAGAAAAAUCUGCAGGAACACAUGAGAAUUCAUACUGGAGAAAAACCAUAUGGUUGUUCAGUGUGUAUGAAAUAUUUUUCUUGCAGCGGAUCGUUACGAAAACACCUGAGAAUCCACACAGGAGAGAAACCCUUCAGUUGCUCUGUGUGUGGUAACCGUUUUACUGAAAGUGGACAUCUGAAGGUACACAUGAGAACUCACACGGGAGAGAAACCAUUCAGUUGUUCAGUUUGUGGUAAAUGUUUUACCUGGAGGCAAAGCUUCAAUAACCACAUGAAGUAUCAUACAGGAACAACCAGAGAAAUGAACUAGGGAUGCAUUAUGAUAUUCAGGAAGAGUCAAACUCUUCUAGUCAGAGUUGUAAAUACUUCUCAGGCACAGCUUGUGUUCAUGUAAAGUUGUGAGAUCUCUGUGCUGUUCACACAACUUUCUCCCUCAUCUUUGUCAAGAAGCCGAUCCAGUCGGCGCAGGUUAGCUGUAUGUGAACCUUUUGCAGAAAUGUGUGUCACUGCACAGAUCAACUAACCGCCAACAGUUAUUAAACAUUUACUGAUUGUUAUAAACAAACAAAUCCACUGUGAAUCAAUUUACUUUGAUUUAAGACAUGCUACUCAUCUCUUUUUUUAGUUUCUUUUACCCUCAAACAGAUAAAAAAACAUAUAAUACAACCACUACAGUGUUAAAUACACAGAGGCAGUGCGACACAGCAGGGCAACAUUGUAGAUGUUUUUAGAUUUCACAUUAAAAUGAUCCAGUUAAUACGGCCCUCAGUAUGCACACAGUGCCAAACAUAGAUGCUUCUGAAACAUCCUCAGUCGGGUUUAAAGGUCACAGAGCCAGAUGGUGUCACAGAUGUUAUAAAGCCUUAUAGUUAGAUAUAAACAGUUCCUGUCUGAAAGCAAUGAAACAGGGAGUUGAGUCCUCUCCUCUCAUUAAAGCUGAUGGGACUCCACUGAGCAGGAGGUCAGAGACGCACUUCAGACCAGAUUCAGACAGCAGAGUGAGAUUAUUAGAUUAUUAGAUCAGAUUAUCAGAUUAUUAGAUCAGAUUAUUAGAAUGACUUUGGAAAUGCCAAUUUAGAACUGUGAGAUAUCACUUCCAUGAGGCUGUGAACACUUGCAGCUAUAGUUAAAGCUGCAGUUUAUAUUUUAGUAUUAUAAUGUUGAUUAAUUAUUGACAAUCAUUAAUACCACCAAAACAAUACACUGAAGCAGUUGACCAAUAACAUCACAUAAAAUGAGUGGAUGAAAUGAAGGCUGCACGUUAUGGUAAACUAUCAUAUUGAGUUUAUUUUGACAGAUAUUAGAAUUGCGAUAUUUGCAGUAUGUGGGAAUGAUCCUUUUCUUUCUUUAUCACAUCUGGAGGAGAUUUAUAGGCAGCGCCACAUAAAGUCAUGUUUUAUCAAAAGAUGGCAGCUUCUACGAUUUGGAUAAUAUUUUGAUGAAUUGUGAAGCCCUAGAUGACAAUAUGUUUUAUAUAAAAUCAUAUAGUGAUGUACAUUGAAUAAAGACACAUAUUUUAGGCAAAGGUAAAUAUUAUAGGCAGAUGUUAAUGUCAACCAGCACUGGUGGCGUCCAUGAUCUUUCUGACUCGUAAUGCCCAAAGACAAAUGGAACGCUAUAAGUGGUACAAGCCAGGCAAUUACGUCACAUUCUCGCGUCAGAGCAACUCGGGCGGGGUAUUUACGAGACAAAUGGAUAUCACCAAACCACAUUAUAAACUAUCUGAGGGUUAAUACAUUUCUGUUGUCUCUGAUGACUCCACCCCUCAUAUCACUUAUUAUUUACAUUACGAUACAGGAACUUCCCUUUAACGUUUCUUACUUUUGGUGAAUAUUUUUUAUUCUUUGCCUGUUUAAUUAGUAGAAUAAUGAUGGUUGUAUUUUCUGUACUUUAUUUUGUCUUUGUUUUAUCGAUUACCCUGUGUGGUGUUUGAUGUGUUGAAUCCAUAUUGUAACUAACAGGAAAAAUUAUAAAACAUAAACAUUAAUGUCAGUUUAUGGUUCCAUGUAUCCUAAAGUUUCAUGUUGCAAUCAGUAAAGUUUAUUUUAGAAAA
Molecule: messenger RNA, 4096 nt
Organism: Dicentrarchus labrax (European seabass)
Lineage: Eukaryota; Metazoa; Chordata; Actinopteri; Moronidae
Product: zinc finger protein 260-like
Exons: 2
Coding region: 71-2353 (760 amino acids)
Biological process (GO): regulation of DNA-templated transcription
Molecular function (GO): RNA polymerase II cis-regulatory region sequence-specific DNA binding; DNA-binding transcription factor activity, RNA polymerase II-specific
Source: RefSeq, a predicted model, not a curated record